This is a messenger RNA of Oryza brachyantha (malo sina), 1419 nucleotides long. RefSeq names its product DIBOA-glucoside dioxygenase BX6-like. The transcript has a single exon. Bases 94 to 1158 code for a protein of 354 amino acids. The record is from RefSeq and is a predicted model, not a curated record. NCBI's taxonomy places the organism in Eukaryota, Viridiplantae, Streptophyta, Magnoliopsida, Poales, Poaceae.
GCAACGGGAGGAGGAGGUUGAAACCAGCAGAGCAGCAUUGAGUGGUUAAGGGAAGCUAGUAGCACGAUAGCAUCCAUAGCCAGGAGGAUAUCGAUGAGCUCCAGCCGCCUCCGCGACCUCCAGGCCUUCGACGACACCAAGGCCGGCGUCAAGGGCCUCGUCGACGCCGGCGUCACCACCAUCCCCGCCAUCUUCCACCACCAGUCCGACCCCAUACCCCACCACGUCGAUGCCAUCCCGAUCCCUCUCAUCGACCUCGCGGACGUUGACCGGGGCCAUCUGGUUGCCCAGGUGAGGGCGGGCGCCCAGUCCGUGGGCUUCUUCCAGGUGCUCAACCACGGCGUCCCCGCCGAGCUCCUGGACGACAUGCUGGCGGCGGUGCGGCGCUUCAACGAGCAGGCCGCGGAGGGCAAGAGGCCCUUCUACAGCAGAGACCGCGGCCGCAGGGUCAAGUUCAACUCUAACUUCGACCUCUUCCAGUCGCCGGCCGCCAACUGGCGCGACACGCUCUUGCUGGACAUGGCGCCGCCCGGCCCGCCACCGGAGGAGAUCCCACCGGAGUGCAGGGCCGUGGUGCCGGAGUACGCGAGGGCGAUGCAGGGGCUGGGCGUGGCGCUGCUGGAGCUGCUGUCGGAGGCGCUUGGGCUCCCUGCGAGGUACCUCGCCCAGGACGCCGGCGGGCUGGACGGCAUGUCCAUGGCGGCACACUACUACCCGCCCUGCCCGGAGCCGCACCUGACGCUGGGCACCACACGCCACUCCGACCCCAGCUUCCUCACCGUGGUGCUGCAGGACGCGAGCAGCAAGGGCGUAGGCGGCCUGCAGGUGCUGCUGGGAGCGGGACGGUGGGUGGACGUCCCUCCGGUGGCCGGCGCGCUGGUGGUCAACAUCGGCGACCUCCUGCAGCUAGUGUCAAACGAGCGUUUCCGAAGCGUGGAGCACCGGGUGGUGGCCACCACCAGCGAUCGCCUCUCGGUCGCCUUCUUCUUCCGCCCCCACAGCGCUUGCACCAGGGUGUAUGGCCCAGUCGGCGCCGGCGCCGACGCAGUGUACAGGAGCACCACCAUGCCGGAGUUCCUCGCUCACUACGUCGGCAAAGGCCUCGACGGCCGAUCGGCGCUCGACCACUUCAGGCUUCCACCACCACCGCAUUCAUAAUCAUAAAUCGAAAUCCCAUAAAACAAUACAAUUAAUACUUGUCUCGUGUGCCAAAACCAAAAGGAAUCUUAUCAAUCUAGCUGUGUGUGUUGUAUUCCCAUGCAUGAUCAUCAUUCAAUCAAUAGAUCAAUCAUUUCUGUGUGGUUGUGGGUGUGUACUCUCAGCUACUACAUGUCAUGUCAUGACUCUUGUCUGUUCUACUAUGUAUGAUCCUACAGUACUAGCUAAGUAGCUAAUUCCCAUUCCAUUCAAGAAACAACU